AUGGUAGCCAAUGCAUAUUUGAAAGAAAUUGAAAAAGAAGUUCGUGUCAUGUAUACUUCAGUUAUAUUUUUGCUCUGUCUGAACCUGUUACAGAACUGCUCUGGUUGUAAAGAGAAGAGGCCUGCACACAGUUUGUGUACUAACUGCAACAAGUGGCUUUGUAGCUUAUGUACAGAAGAACACAGCCAUGGAAAAGAAGCAGGAGGAGAACAUUUUCUGCCAAUCUCCUUGAAGGGGUGUUCAGGAGCUGAAGGGGAGGCCAGCGAAUGUCCCUUGUUUUGUCCAAUGCACAGCCAGGAGAGGCUUAAGCUGUUUUGUGAGACUUGUGAUGUCCUGACCUGUCGCUGCUGCCUCCUGACAGAGCACAAGGAUCACAGAUUCAGGCAUCUUCAAGAAGCACUGCAAAAUCAGAGGGUUAUCCUGGAAAACAUAACCUGUAAGGUGGAAGAGAAAAAAAAUUUAGUGCAAGUCUCAGCUAAACAUAUUGAAGACAGAUUGUUUGAAGCAAAACACCUGCAACGGAAAGUGGAAAACCAGAUCAAAAUGGCCAAAAUGGUCCUGAUCAGUGAAAUAAAUAAGCGAACAAAUGUUCUCCUUGAACAGUUGGAGCGGAUCACCAGUGAAAGGAAGCAUAAAAUGGAACAACAGCUUCAGGGCAUCAUGGUGUUAAACAGGCAAUUUGAACAUGUGCAAAACUUUCUUGGCUGGGCCAUAUGCAGGAAAAACAAUGUUCCAUUCCUCUUCAGUAAAGAGCUGAUUGUUUUUCAGAUUCAGCGCCUGCUAGAAACCAACUGUAAUACAGAUGUGGGUCCCCCUUGGAAGGUCAGAUUCACAUGGGACCCAUCUUUUUGGACUAAACAACUAUCCAAUUUAGGCCAUUUGUCAAUGGAAGGGGGACCAAGCCACCAUUCAGAGGUACCAACCUAUGGAAGUAUGCAAGGAAUACAGCCAUCUCUGUAUCAUCACCAUGGACAUCAUUCUCCAGGACCACAGCACGACCCACUCAAUAACCAGCCCCACCAAUUUCAGCCUCCUGUCCAUUGCCUGACACCCAUGUGCUGUGCCCAUUGCCUUAAUAUCCCACAUAUGAAUAAAGGACAGCUUCCUCAUCAAGCUGUGAGCCAUCCUCAGUCUUUCCGACAGCCUUCUGAAAUGCAGCAACACCACCAGCAUUUCCCCGUGCAGUAUAGCUUGCAGCAACAUGAGAGGGAGCAGAGGUGUGCCCCACGAGUCCUGAAAACCAUGCAGUCGUGUGCUGAACAGAAAUCUCAUCAAGAGCCUGAUAGUCUAGCUACCAGGUUGGGCAAGAACUCCCAAGAGCAACCAAUACACCAUGCCCUUCCACCUGUUUAUCCCCUUCCAUCACCGGAUGGCCAACAAAGCCAGGCUAGCCACUCCCAGCAACUUUCUGCACAGUCUCCUCUGCAUAGUCCAACAGUGCAAGUUCAAGUUGGUCCCCUCCAGAAGCUGAAGCUGAAUAAUUUGCAGCAGCAGCAGCAGCAGCAGCAGCAGCAGCAGCAGCAGACACAGACACCACAACAGGAACAUCCAUUGCCACCGCCACCACCACUCUCACCGCAGCAGUCACCUGCAGCAGGGCCAAAUGAGAAGGCUCACGAACAAGUGAUACAACAGAGCUUGGACAUCAUGCACCACCAGUUUGAACUGGAGGAAAUGAAGAAAGAUUUGGAGCUUCUCCUGCAGGCUCAGCAGCCAAGCCUGCAGCUCAAUCAGGCCAAGCAACAGCCUCAACAUGUCCAGCAAACCAUUGUUGGCCAGAUAAACUACAUUGUCAGGCAGCCAGCCACGGUUCAGCAGCAAAACCAGGAAGAAGUACAGCAAAUUGGUGAAGAUUCUGUUGAAUCAGAAGGUCAAAAAGCACUUCCCCUUGAUAGAAAUGUGAUUCCACCUAUGACACAGCCAGCAGAAGAAGCUAUUGUCAACAUUCAGUCUCCAGAGAGUAUAUUGAGUCCAGUCAGAAAGCGGUCAGCUUCAAUGAACAUAGUGGGUUUUCCAAACAUUUUAGAAGUUGAUUUGUCUUCAACAAGGACAUCCAAACCAGCUGAUCUACAGGCAAAAGAAAUCUGCAGUGCAACAUCUGGCCUGUCCCAAAAUGUACCACAUGCCUCUGAUGUGCUGCCAGAAUCUGUACCUAGUUACAGCCUGGCUUUGGAUAGAACAAGUACCUUGAGCUCUGAAAAUAUUGAACACUUAGCGAUUGGUGGCAUGCCUUUGGUAAACACAGUUUGCAAGCUGGAAAAUGAAGAGUUUGGCCAUGUGAGUUAUCCCCUUGGGAGCAAUACUGUCACUGUGGAAUCAAAAGACAUUAAUGAAAUGGCUCUUCCUUUACAAAAUAUUCUGGAAGAGCCUAUUAAUCUUUCAGUGAAGAAAACUCAGCCAUGUACCUCCCCUCCCUUACUUAUCAGCAACACAACCUUCAUGCAGUCUGUUAAUCCCAAACCAGGACACACUGAAGAUUGUCCUAACUGUGAAGAAGAACAUUUUGAAAAGGAAAUUAAAAGUAGUCAGAGCAACAGAGUUUGUGCCAAAGAAAUGAAAAUCCCUUAUGUGCGAUUGGAACGAUUGAAAAUAUGCACAUCAGAAUCUGGAGAGCUUCCAAUAUUUAAAUUGCAGCCACAGAAGAGUACACAUGAUGGAACGUUUCUGCUGAUUAUUGAAUGUGGUACUCAGUCUUCAAGCAUGGCUAUUAAGGUCAAUCAAGGACAUUCCUCUGAAAGAGUAACUCCUAAACCUGGAGGAAACCUGGAGAAAAGUAGGAUCCUCACAAGCCAACUGACUGAACAGGUGUUACUUCCUUCAGGAGAUCACAGGCUCAGUAAUAGCAUGAAAAAGUCUGGGCUUCCUCAGGAAGAACACCCCAUUGAGAAUGAAGACUUUUGUGCUGUUUGUCUGAAUGGAGGAGAACUUUUGUGUUGUGAUUACUGCCCAAAGGUGUUUCAUCUCUCAUGCCAUGUUCCUGCAUUGCUUAGCUUUCCUGUAGGUGAAUGGGUGUGCACACUUUGUCUCAAUGUGGAAAAAUCGGAGGUAGUCUAUGACUGCGAGAACACACGAUUUGACUACAGUAAUGCACUCAUGCGAGCAAGACCAGUUUAUGGCCUUGAUGAAUAUGACCAAAAGAAGUGUGAAAAACUGGUGCUUUCACUGUUCUGCAAUAGCUUGAGCCUUCCAUUCCAUGAACCAGUCAGCCCCCUGGCUCGUCAUUAUUAUCAGAUCAUCAAGAAGCCCAUGGACUUGUCCACCAUUCGGAAAAAACUUCAGAAAAAAGACAAACUGCAUUACUCCUCUUCAGAUGAGCUGGUGGCAGAUGUGCGCCUUAUGUUUUGGAACUGUGCAACAUUCAACUAUCCUGAUUCAGAAGUUGCUGAGGCUGGGAGGUGCCUGGAAAUAUUCUUUGAAAGCAAGCUCAAGGAAAUUUAUCCAGAGAAGCAGUUCCCCUUGGUGCAACAAGAUGAUUCUGAUUUAGAGGAGGUGGAGCAUGAGAAUAGUCAAGCAACUCCCAAAGGAUUCCACUGGCCUUCAUAUAGGCAAGAGUGCAUCCAGCCUAAAAGACGACGACGGCAUGCUGAAAAUGAAAAACCUAAAAGACCCGUGUUUUGGCCAGCUAAAGGUCUCUCUCAGGUAUGA
Molecule: messenger RNA, 3645 nt
Organism: Candoia aspera
Lineage: Eukaryota; Metazoa; Chordata; Lepidosauria; Squamata; Candoiidae
Gene: TRIM66
Product: tripartite motif containing 66
Exons: 19
Coding region: 1-3645 (1214 amino acids)
Cellular component (GO): chromatin
Molecular function (GO): zinc ion binding; protein binding
Source: RefSeq, a predicted model, not a curated record